UUUUUAAUUUAUUUCAAUAAAUCACAUUUCCCUCCAUCACAUUUUUGUCUUUUUUGUUUGUUUUAUGCUCCCACCACAAUACCAUACAUGUAGCUGGUUUACCUUGUUGGGAUUGUUUGUUCCCAUGUGGGUGGAUGGUGUGGUCACAUUUUUGUCCCUACAUUCACAUAAUCAAGUACAUGAGGAGCUGUUACUGUGUAUGAAACGGAGACAAAAGCAAAUUAAAUGAAUGUGACCAAGAUAUUAAAGUUCAAUCUGGGACAAGGAACACAGAUAGUAAAAUGAAGCUAGCAGCCCAACGAGUGGUAGAAGAGUCAGUGGUAGAUAAACUGAAACAAUACCACUAUUCAGAUGAGAGAGACGCCCAACAGAAAUAGUCAAAUGAGGCACCUUGUCUUCCUUUUGAGAGUUGAACACUAUCCGUGCAGAGAGUAUGUACCACAGUGCUGCCACUAUUCUGACAUUUUGUCCUAACAAAAGCGUGGAGCGAUGGAGAAUAAGUUGGGUGUAGACCUGCAGAUGGAGACACCAGAAGGAGGCCUGAAGGAGCUGGUUCUGAGGUGGUUCACUGAGACGCAGGCAGCGCUCAUGCUCAACAAUGGAAACUUCCCAGACUGGUUUCAAGGCUUCGCUGCAAGAAAGGAUGCAGAAGAUCUAUUAAGAGAUAAAGCUCUAGGCAGUUUUCUCAUUCGCCUCAGUGAUAAAGCCAUUGGCUACAUCUUGUCCUACAAGGGCCACGACAGGUGCCGCCAUUUUGUCAUCACCCAGGAUCAAGAUGGGCAGUUUGCCAUAUCAGGAGACUGUCAGACUUAUCACAGUCUCACAGAGCUGAUAGAGCACUACAAGGUCAGCCCCAUCCAGCCCUUUGGAGAGUGCCUGACCUCCAGCUGUUACGAGGAAGACACAGGUGAACUAUACGAUGUGGUGAACUACAACCCCAAACAUAAGCCUGGAGUGAGUGUCCAAGCUCUACGGAGCCUGUGGGACCAGAAAAAUGAUCAUCACAAUGACCCUCGCAAUAAUCAAAGGACUCAGCAGCAAAAUGGCCCCGGGACAGUGCAGCCACCUGCAGUGCCACCUAAAUCCAAAAGCAGAAAGUUGACGGGAACAGUGUCUGUAGACGCAAUGUCCCUCUCACAGGGUGUACCUCCAGUUCCAAAAAGAGGCAUUCCUCUGGGCUUCUCCCUGAGUGGAUCUUUGCCUGACACAACAUCACAUCCAAGUGAAACCCAGAGUGACUCAAACAGAUCAGAGAGACUGAGAGGAAAUGCGGCCUCAGUGCUAAUGACAGACAGAGACUCAUUUAAAACCACUGACACAAGCUAUCCUGGGGAUCUUUGUCCACCAGGUACCACAUACUCUGAGCUAACACAGGUGGAGAACAGAAGCAAAUCUCUACCACAACUUGACCACAACAACGUGGUGGAGGACGAGUAUUCUAACCAGCUCAGUAGUCCCUCAGCAUCUUACGCACCUGCUCCACUGAAAAGGGUCACCUGCCACACCUACUCCCUCCAUGAACCUGGGGCUCAGAGGCCAAACGCCUCUAGGUCAGAACAGCAGAGCGAUGAUAUGGAAUUACUGAGGUCCAACCCUUUGUACCAUACCUCUGAGGGGCCAGGGGGGAGUUCAACUCAGCAGGGAGAUGGGAUGUAUGCUGAGGUCCCCCAGAGGUCAACACCUGCUGGUCAACCUGAUGACACCUACGAGCAGAUCCCUGGAGAUGCUGCCAUUGCUGCUGCUGUCCAAGGCAACACUUAUGAGUCACUGGAUGAUAUGAAGACUAAGAAGUCCAAGUCCACCUGGGGUAAAAAUAACAUGAAAUGGAAAAAAUUCCUUCCUGAUUACAAGAAGAAAUAAAAGCAACAGAAAGGACUCUGCAUGUGGAUAAUUUUGUGGUCAAAUGCAGAAUCGAGUGUUUGAUAUUUUAGUUAACUGAGACAAAAAUGAAAGUAUGAGUAUUACGUAUGUAUCAAAUGUCUAUGAUAGUAUUUUAUUAAGUAUGAAAGUAUAGAAUUCAGAUGUCCUAAGUCUGUAAAUAUCCCACUCUAUAUAUAUUUAGCAGUAGUUAGUAUAUUCCAAUCAUUUUCCUCUCACAGCAAGCAAGAUUAACAUUACAUAUUUCUAUUAUUAUUACUAUUAUUAUUAUUAUUAUUAUUAGUAGUAGUAGUAGUAGCAGUAGUGUUGGUGGUGGUUUUAGUUUUUGUAGCAGUGGUGGCAUUAAAGGUGAUACAGGAUUGUGUAUUUGUGUAUUUUGUCAUUAAAAUCUUUCAAAUAUCUUGAAAUUCAGACAAAUUAACUAAAUUACUAAUUAACUAAAAAACAAAAGUAAAUCAUCAGAUACUUGUGUCACUGUUCAUCAUAAGUUCAUAUUUAGACAUUUUGAUUUGGUUUUGAAGUGAAUAACAUGGAACAUCUUGUUACAACACAAUGUUCUGCUGGGAAACUUUGGACUCAGUCAUCUGGAUGUUACGUCUGUUCAGGUCCAAACUCAGUUCAGACUUGCACUUCACAGUUAAUCUGACCUGUUGGAUCUAGUCACUAAGUAUUUACAUUUUCUGCCUUCUUUGCAUUCCCAGCUUCAGAUUUCUUCAUAUUUCCUCUGUCCUAAACCUUUCUCCUGCCGAGUCUUCCUCAUGACUCACAUUCUGCCUGAAGCCUCUUUCCUCUUGAUGAUGUGCUUUUUGUCUGAAAUGCCUUCCAGCUCUUUUUGAACUGACUCCUUCAUGAUGAGAUCUUUCUUUAUUUGAAGCACCAUCCUCAUUAUCUACGAAGUCUGUCACCUCUCUCUUAAGGGGGCUGCUCUCCGUGGAGGAUUUCUCUCUUCUUCUGAAAGGUCUUCCUCAUUUUCUUCAGUCCUGUCUUGUCUUUCUUAAAGCACUCUCAUCCUGUUAUGGUUGCCUCCUCUUCACCACGAGAAUGUUACUUUUCUCAACUGAUCCCUGAUUAGAUGCUCUAACGUGCCAGAACCUUCUGAAUUGCUGGGUUUAAAAAUAUUUAUA
This is a messenger RNA of Lates calcarifer (barramundi perch), 3002 nucleotides long. RefSeq names its product SH2 domain-containing protein 7-like. The record is from RefSeq and is a predicted model, not a curated record. The transcript has 6 exons. Bases 490 to 1860 code for a protein of 456 amino acids. Gene Ontology annotation, cellular component: cytoplasm. Lineage: Eukaryota; Metazoa; Chordata; Actinopteri; Centropomidae.